Messenger RNA from Cataglyphis hispanica, 2791 nucleotides. RefSeq names its product carnitine O-palmitoyltransferase 1, liver isoform (gene whd). Lineage: Eukaryota; Metazoa; Arthropoda; Insecta; Hymenoptera; Formicidae. Gene Ontology annotation, molecular function: carnitine O-palmitoyltransferase activity. Bases 300 to 2687 code for a protein of 795 amino acids. Gene Ontology annotation, cellular component: mitochondrion. The transcript is spliced from 16 exons. The record is from RefSeq and is a predicted model, not a curated record. Gene Ontology annotation, biological process: fatty acid metabolic process; carnitine metabolic process.
UCUUGGUGUCCCUCAUGCUGUCGUCUCGUUAGUGCGUUGCGUGGCUGUACUGUAGUCUGUAGCAGUGCUUCGACUCGUGCAGUAGGUGCUUUUUCUGCGUAAUUCGUGAACGACAUACCGCGUAACAGGAAGUGUAUUGACUUGACUCGACGUUUCUACGUCGCAUCGUCAAAUCGUACGCCUUAUUAAUUCGUCGCAACGAAUACGUCUCGUAUUUACCUGAAACACUGACUCGUCCAUAGAGACCUAGAAGAAUAUCGUCGACGCACACGUAUACAUCGCCGGAACGCUAACGCAGAAUGGCGGAAGCCCAUUCAGCCGUAGCAUUCAGCUUCUCGAUAACACACGAAGGAUGGGAUGUAAAUUUCGAUCGGGAGGUACUUCACUUGGUAUGGCUUUCCGGUGUGCGAUCGUGGAAGAAGAGAUUUUUCCGAUUUCAGAAUAAUCUGAAAAGCGGCGUUUAUCCAGCUUCUUUGGAAAGCUUCUGGAUUACCGUGAUGUUAGUAACGGUGAUACACUUUGCUGGUUACAAGGUUCCGUACGAUCUCGUUGGAAAAGUUUCACCAUAUAUUUCUGGAUCCUCUAUACUUGCGCACCUGGCAGGCUCUGUUGUAGUUGGACUAUUCUUAUGGCUAACAGUUAUAUACGUGAUUCGGUAUACGUUGAAAUUAUUACUUAUGUACAAAGGAUGGAUGUAUGAAGCAAGAGGUAAGGAAAGCAAGCCAUCAAAGAUGACACAAAUCUGGCUCUUGCUGGUGAAGCUGUUUUCUGGUUGGCAUAAACCUAUGCUGUACAGCUUCCAAGGAUCACUACCACGUUUGCCGUUGCCGGCGGUAGCCGACACUAUGAGACGGUAUUUGAGGAGUGUACGGCCAUUGCUGGAUGAUGAGAAUUAUGCUCGCAUGGAAAGAUUAGCUAUGGAGUUCCAAAAUGGCAUCGGCGUCAAAUUGCAGCGUUACUUAGUUCUCAAGUCUUGGUGGGCCACCAACUAUGUAUCUGAUUGGUGGGAGGAAUACGUUUAUCUGCGUGGGAGAUCACCUCUGAUGGUCAACUCGAACUUUUAUGGAAUUGAUGCCAUUCUUUCGCAUCCUACGAAUUUGCAAGCUGCGCGAGCCGCAGCAGUUAUACAUUCUUGCUUGCAAUAUAGACGUCUUAUUGAACGUCAAGAAUUAGAACCGAUUCUGGUACAAGGAUUAGUCCCAUUAUGUUCUUGGCAAUAUGAAAGAGUGUUUAACACUACACGAAUUCCAGGAAUAGAGGUUGACAAGAUUAUGCAUUACCAAGAUGCCAAACAUAUUGUAGUUUAUCAUAAAGGCAGAUAUUUUAAGAUGUUAAUUUAUUAUCGAAAUAGGAUUCUUCAAGCAUGUGAAAUAGAACUUCAGAUCCAACAAAUUUUAAAUGACGCUUCAACACCGUCAGAGGGAGAAGAGAAACUAGCUGCAUUAACGGCUGGUGAAAGAACUGCCUGGGCGCGGGCUAGAAAAGACUUCUUUGCGAAAGGUGUAAAUAAAGCUUCUUUGGAUAUUAUUGAGAAGGCUGCAUUCGUAGUUGCAUUAGACGAUGUACCUUACGAAUAUGAUCCAGAUCAUCCAGACAAAUUAGAUCAUUAUGGUAGGAUUUUAUUACAUGGAAAAGGAUAUGAUCGAUGGUUUGAUAAAUCAUUUACGCUGUGCAUUGGGACCAAUGGCAGAAUCGGCUUUAAUGCAGAACAUUCUUGGGCAGAUGCUGCAAUCAUGUCGCACUUGUGGGAGUACGUGAUAUGUUCGGAAUUCCUGCACACAGAGGCUGAUGCACCGGUGAUGGGAACUCUAUGGGAAUUUAUUAUAGCUGCUGAUAAUGAAAUUGGAUAUAAGGACGGACAUAGUGUGGGCACUCCGGAAUUUACACCUCCAGCUCCAAUUCGAUUGCAGUGGGAUCUAAAUGCUAAAUGUAUUAAAGCUAUUGAGCAAUCCUAUCAGGUAGCACGAGAUAUAUUGAAUGAUGUUGAGUUGCGUAUUUAUGUGCAUGAUGCUUAUGGCAAAGGUUUAAUGAAAGCUAAUUCCAUAUCGCCAGACGCCUAUAUACAAAUUGCACUUCAAUUGGCAUAUUAUCGCGAUGCUGGAAAGUUCAGUUUAACUUACGAAGCUUCUAUGACGAGAUUAUUCCGAGAAGGUAGAACAGAAACAGUUAGACCAUGCACUAUCGAAUCUGCUAAAUGGGUGAAAGCAAUGGAAAACAAAGCAACAACGAUGGAUGAAAAAAUUAAAUUACUCUCAGAUGCAGUAGCACAACAUCAGAAAGGUUAUCAGGAUGCCAUGUGUGGUAAAGGGAUAGAUAGACACCUAUUCUGUUUAUAUGUAGUAUCAAAGUACUUAGAAGUAGACUCACCAUUUCUGAAGGAGGUUCUAAGUGAACCGUGGAGAUUGUCAACAUCACAAACUCCGCAUGGUCAAACUUCAAAAUUGGAUUUGAAAAAAUAUCCUAAUUGCAUUUCAGCAGGUGGUGGAUUUGGACCUGUAGCUGAUGAUGGCUACGGUGUUUCUUAUAUAAUUGCAGGAGAAAAUCUUUUAUUUUUCCAUGUCUCUAGUAAACGAUCUUCAUCAAAAACGGAUGCUGCAAGAUUUGCAAAGCAGAUAGAGAAGGCACUUGGUGAUAUGAAAAACUUACUAGACCAGAAAAAGAAAAUACAUCAGAACGGAUCCGCAUGAUUUAUUUAUUAUUUGUAACAGUCUUACAAAAAUGAUUAUAACUGAAAAAGAUUCCGGCACAUGGAAAGAUUUAAUAUAAGACAUAAUUUAAUAGCCUUUUGAAA